AUGUCCACUGCUAAAAUUGCCGAACUAGUGGAGAGGGCGACCCGUCGUGCAAAGCGGGUUGCCGCUGCCCGGGAUCAUGGUGAGCAAGGGAAAGAACAAGAUGUGAAGAUGCCAAGGACCCAUGAGAAGCCAGAAAAUGAAGGACCGAAGCCAGCUCGACGAAAACAACCUCCAGAAGCAGAUUCUGAUGCAUCAACUGUUCCAGCAUCAGCAGAAGAAGUGCAAAACAUUGCAAAGCAAAGAUAUGAAGCCGCAAAGAAAGACCAGGAAGCACUCACCACCCCGAUGAACAAAAAAAUCAAAAAAUCUCCGUCAGCAGUUGAUGAUGAGGCCUCACAACCGAAGCUUAGUAGAGCCAUUCAGAGCAAGCAGGUCUUGGGCGCAGACACUGAGGCCAAAAGUCAAGUCACACACCCAGCAGCAAAGUCGACAGCAGUCAAAGCCAAGGCUGCACCCACAAAGCCAGUGAAGGAUGAGACUGAGAGUGCCACUGCACCAAAUACCCCACAAACACAGGCCAUUCGGGAAUGCUUGAGGCGAAAGUCAACCGACAAUUUCCAUAGGACACCUGGUCGUCCUAGCCCUGCACCUUCGACUUCGACAAGCACAGCAACCCCAAACAGUGGAGCAAAUGCCGCAGGUGUGAUCGCUCAACAAGGGACACCAACACAGCAAACAGAGAAUACACAGAAGAGCCAACAACCUGAUGAUGCCCAGGAGGAGUCAAGUGACACUGAUGAGGAGGAGAUUGCAAGACUAGCCAGGGUUGCCAAAGCAAAACGUGAAGCACACGCAAGGUAUAUGAGAUUCUCAAGGAGUUUGACCAGUCCCAGAACACCAAAAGAAGUGCAGAGAGCGGGACGGGCAGCAGCCCACAACAGUCCAAUGCUCCAAGUUCUAAUGGAGCAGUGGACGGCAUGUGGGGGAAUAUGGUCGGAGAGUGAAAUGUUUCUUCAGAUGCGUCAGAAACGUAAAAACAGAUCCUAUGGAUCACGUAGAUGGAUGUGCUUGGCGGAACUUGCCGCAAAAUUUGGUUCGCAAGAGACUGCACGCCAGAUAGUGGCUGCCAAAGAGAAUGAUUCUGAAGCAUGCAAGAACCAGAUUCGCCCGAAUCCCGACUUACAUGGGGUUGAUACCCCAGAAACAAGGCAGUACCUUGUGUGGGACCGUGAGGGAACAGAAGAAAGUGUGGAUCAUGUCACGGAAACACUUUUCCGUGCAGCUGAUAGAGAUGAUGCUGACAAUGAUCCACCCAGGGGUCGUUCAAAGACUAGGUCGAAGAAGAAGAACACGGCAAAAGCUGGAAAGGCCAAAGACAAGAAGAAAAAGAAGAAGGCAUCAAGGUCCACUUCGACCUCAAGCUCGGCAAGUUCAAAAAGUGCAAGCAGCUCUUCCAAGAUCUCGUCGUCAGAUGGUGAGGCAAAGAAGAAAAGAGACAAAGGUAAGAAGGUCAAGAAGGCCAAAGGUGACAAGAAAAGAAAGCAAAGGAAGGCAUCGAAGUCAAAGUCAAGCUCAAAGUCUGAGUCUGCUGAGGAACCUACUGAGACUGAGGCACAGAAAAGGAAGAGGCUGCAAAAGGAAGAAGCAAAAGCAGAAAGGGAGAAGAAACAGGAGGCUCUGACAAAGCUUGGCUUAGCCAUAGCCAAAGGCUCCAACAUUGAUGGCAGCUUGCAGAAAAUGAGUCCGUCAGUGGUGACAGCUAUCAUGGCAGAAGUCAAGCCCCACAUCAGUGCCCUGAAGACAUCCCGCCAGAAAUUACAGAAAUCCGUUGAUGAAGCAAAGGAGAUCGAGACCAUCAAACUUCCAGUAAAAGAUGAGAAAACUGAUCGCAUUGCAGUGGAAACGUUUCCUAUUUUGCACCCGCACCGUGUGCUGGCAUACAUAAUGACAGAAGUGGGGGUGGAAUUUUCAUCUGCAGAAGUUGCUGAAUAUUGGAGGCACAGCCGUGAAUUCGGCGAGGGCUGGGCCACCUCCAGCCAGGCAUCAAGCCAGCAUUUGCCUGUAGGGCUACACGGAGAUUGUGCCCGCAUGGCUAGCCAAAACACUUUCCAGAAAGUGUUUGCUUUGAGCAUCAACUUGGUGUUGUUUAGGCCAGCCAGCAUCAGGCACUCACGGUUUGUGAUUUUCACAUGCCCUAGGCAUAAACUCGUGAAGAACAGGACGUUAAACGUCCUGAUGAAUCGAGUGCUUUGGUCGUUGGAAGCUGCAUUCGAUGGUAUUAACCCAGUAGGCCCAAUGCCUGGCAGAUCAUCCCUUUUGAAGCAUGAUGCUGAUCGUGCCGGUGUUCCCCUUACACCUUCUCACACCCAGUUCGCCCUCACAGAAAUUCGAGGGGACUGGGAGUUUCACCGCGAUCUGUGGUGGACGACGGCAAGUUGGAAUGGUAACCUUACUUGCUUUCGCUGCCCUUGUGUGGCAAAGGGCCCAGAACCUCUUUUGUAUUGGAACUAUGGGGACUCUUCUGAAUGGAAACAUCAAGAGUUUGGGACUGAGCAAUUCAUCGCACGACGGCUUAGAACCAGAAACCUUUGUCCGCUGAUCAAAUUGAGACGGUUUCACCCUAGCAUUCUUCGUUGGUGCACCAUGCACACUUUAAACUUGGGCCUGAUGUUUACAGCAAAUGGUGGAUCUCUGAUUUUGUUGGCUGAAGAGCUUCAGUACUUUGGGCCUGGCACUUUUGGCGAUCAGAUUGACAGGGCAUACCAACAUUUCACUUCCUUUUGCCGCAGUCGCAAGAUCCAGCAUUCACAACCACCAUUUACUCGAAAGAUGGUGAAAAAGAAAUCAGGUGAAAACCUGUUCACUGCGAAGGCCUACAAUGGCCGUGUCAUUCUGAUGUGGCUCACACAUUGCUUGUUGGAUUCUGAACAACACAACCCUGACCAUGAAAUCUUGGUCCUUACUUGCGCCGCUAUGAGCAGUUUGGCCAAGUUCAUGGCAUUGAUGGAGGAGAACCCCCGGCACUUGACUGCAUCGGCCGCGCAAUCGAUGCAUGAUGCUGGUUUCCGCUUCUUGAAUUUCUACAAGAUCUUGUGCCUGGAGUACAUCAGGUGUUUGCGCAUAUAUGUAUGGAUGCACUGGCCUACAGAGUCAACCCAAGAUUUACCCAUACAUUUGUGGAUGAGGACAGCAUGA
This is a messenger RNA of Cladocopium goreaui, 3135 nucleotides long. The record is from the annotation of a GenBank genome assembly. NCBI's taxonomy places the organism in Eukaryota, Dinophyceae, Suessiales, Symbiodiniaceae.